AUGACUUUCGCGACGCGCCGAAGUCUUCGCCGCUCGCAGACCAUCGACUAUGAUGAACUCGCCGACACAAAAAUCGGGCUUGCCUCGAUGCUUCCCUCCACUCAGCCAAAGCGACGGGGACGACCGCCAAAGUCGUCAACCUCCGUAUUACACAGAAAGCUUCCUGGCUCCAAGCCUCGUGGACGGCCUCCCAGUACUGCUCCUCACAUAAUGACCGACGAACGCAUCGCGUUGAAGCUGGGCUGGCGACUGCGGACAUCCGUGAAAAUGGGAAAGCGAGUCGGCGAUGCCGCUCGAUCGGUAUACCUUCUUUCGCGCCAGUGGCCAUGGGACUUGGUCGCAGGCUUCAAACCAAAGAGAUGGGGCAUUGAGAUUCUGGAGAGUAUGAGGAAACUCUUCAGAAUUAUCCAUCGAGUCUUCACAGCGGAUGAGCAUCGGAACGACUUUCAGUUUGUCAAGAAUUAUCUGCGCGGAUGCGCGAUGAAGCGCGAUCGACGGCGCCCGCAAUUGAAGAACUGCGAUAUCGAGGACGCAUGCGAUUAUUUCGCUGUCGGUGAUAAUGCCAGACGCGAUACUGCACACGCAACAGUGACGGGAUUGAAGCGCUCAAUCAGCACGGUCGUGCAAGAAGACGAGGAUGGGUGGCUAGACUUUACAGGCAUAGGCAUUGACCUUUUUGAUGACGAGGAUGAGGAUGAUGAAUAUGUCGACAUUGCUACUCCUACAAAGCGAUCAAGAACACCGUCGUCACCUCCGUUGAGCCCGAAGCGAGCACGAACGGCGGACCCUACCGAGACACGCCAGCAGACCAUCACUGACAUCACCAACUCAUUACGAUCAUUGCACGCCCAAAAGCAAAAAGAGUUCGAAGAGGUAACGGAUUCCCUGGACAAGAUUGCAGUUUCAAUCCAGACAAAGGAAGUCACUCAAAUGAACCACAUCAACGCAAAAGUUGACAAAUUAACAUCCGACGUGAAGGCCUACGAAUCUGAACGGGAGAAGAUCCUCAAAGUUCGAGGAAUCGUGGAACAGCAACACAAAGACAUGAAAAUGAAGGCAGAUCAUCUCCUACAGCAUUACACGUCGCAAGUUGAGGAAUACGACAGAUUAAUUGCGCAGGCAAACGAUGAUGUCUUGGAAGAGCUGGAUCGGAUGGGGCACGGGGAUGGUGGCCUGGAAGAUGAGGAGAAGAGGCUGGAAGGACGUGUGAAGGAGGUUCUGGAGGAGGUUAGACAUUGCAGUGUUGUCGAGACGUUGGUGAGGUUGGGGCCUGGCGGGAUGGCCAAGCUGUUGGGGAGACUGGAGGGGAAUGGUGUUGAGUUGGUUGAGAUGGCGGAGAGUAUCAUGAAUGAGGCUGAGGAAUAG
Molecule: messenger RNA, 1365 nt
Organism: Fusarium subglutinans
Lineage: Eukaryota; Fungi; Ascomycota; Sordariomycetes; Hypocreales; Nectriaceae
Exons: 1
Coding region: 1-1365 (454 amino acids)
Molecular function (GO): DNA binding
Source: RefSeq, a predicted model, not a curated record